Molecule: messenger RNA, 704 nt
Organism: Dioscorea cayenensis subsp. rotundata (Guinea yam)
Lineage: Eukaryota; Viridiplantae; Streptophyta; Magnoliopsida; Dioscoreales; Dioscoreaceae
Product: protein PELPK1-like
Exons: 1
Coding region: 1-477 (158 amino acids)
Source: RefSeq, a predicted model, not a curated record
AUGGCUUCCAAUACCUUUAGUUUCUUCUUCUUCUUAUUUGCACUCAUGUUUUUCUCUAAUAACAUUGCUUGUCAUGCUAAUCGUCGGCUUUUAGAAGAUGCGGAAUCAUUUCCUAUUCCAGAAUUACCACAACUACCCCCACUCCCAGAAAUACCGACUUUACCAAAACCUGAAUUACCACCUUUGCCAGAGUUGCCAGAUUUACCUAAACCUGAAUUACCAACCAUACCGGAAAUCCCAAAACCAGAGUUACCACAUUUUCCAAAAGUUACAAUCCCAUCAAAGACCGAAGAAAUACAGAAGCCUGAGGAGUCAUCACUCCCUGAACCUGAAUUACCAACUUUACCAAAGUUUGAGUUACCACCAUUACCAGAACUCCCAACUCUGCCAAAGAUUACAUUGCCAGAGAUACCAACUUUACCAAAGCCUGAACUUCCUACAUUCCCAUUCAUACCUCCUAAAGAGACUAGUCCAUAGAUUGGCGCUUUCCCAUGCAAGUAUAUAUUAUUUUCUACCAAAGGGCUUUGCCAUCUUGAGCAUAUGCUUAGGAGUUCAUGGUCUAUGUUAUUAAUUGUUCUAGUGUUUGAGUAUGUUCUACAUGUCUUGUUUACUUGUGUGAUUAAUUAUGCCACAGUUGUAUGUCAUGAGUUCCAUUGUUUACCAUCUAUUUAUAUGAAUGGAUUUGAAUCUUAUGUGAUUUGGCA